AUGCCUUCAGAAGCCGGUCACCGACUAUACGUCAAGGGACGUCACCUGAGCUACCAGCGCUCUCGUCACACCACCCGCCCUGCUACCAGCCUGAUCAAGAUCGAGGGUGUUGACGACACCAACGCCGCCAACUUCUACCUCGGCAAGAAGGUCGCUUUCGUCUACCGUGGCCAGAAGGAGAUCCGCGGUACCAAGAUCCGUGUCAUCUGGGGCAAGGUCACCCGUCCUCACGGAAACUCUGGCGUCGUCCGCGCCAAGUUCACCUCUCCUCUCCCCACCAAGUCUUUCGGUGCUUCCGUUCGCGUCAUGUUGUACCCUUCGUCGAUAUAA
Molecule: messenger RNA, 330 nt
Organism: Fusarium poae
Lineage: Eukaryota; Fungi; Ascomycota; Sordariomycetes; Hypocreales; Nectriaceae
Gene: RPL35B
Product: 60S ribosomal protein L35B
Exons: 5
Coding region: 1-330 (109 amino acids)
Biological process (GO): cytoplasmic translation; ribosomal large subunit biogenesis
Cellular component (GO): cytosolic large ribosomal subunit; ribosome
Molecular function (GO): structural constituent of ribosome
Source: RefSeq, a predicted model, not a curated record